Messenger RNA from Pterocles gutturalis (yellow-throated sandgrouse), 333 nucleotides. RefSeq names its product TAF13 RNA polymerase II, TATA box binding protein (TBP)-associated factor, 18kDa (gene TAF13). Gene Ontology annotation, molecular function: protein heterodimerization activity. The record is from RefSeq and is a predicted model, not a curated record. The transcript is spliced from 2 exons. Lineage: Eukaryota; Metazoa; Chordata; Aves; Pterocliformes; Pteroclidae. Bases 1 to 333 code for a protein of 110 amino acids. Gene Ontology annotation, biological process: transcription by RNA polymerase II. Gene Ontology annotation, cellular component: transcription factor TFIID complex.
AUGCGUGCUGCUGACAGCGCUGAAUGGAUGAUAGAAGCCUCAUGCCGAGUGUUUCUUUCUGCAGUAAGAUGCAUGAUGUAUGGAUUCGGGGAUGACCAGAACCCUUACACAGAAUCGGUGGACAUUCUUGAGGACCUGGUUAUAGAGUUUAUCACAGAAAUGACACACAAGGCCAUGUCAAUUGGACGGCAGGGUCGUGUACAGGUUGAGGACAUUGUCUUUCUAAUCCGCAAGGACCCCCGGAAGUUUGCCAGAGUUAAAGACCUCCUGACCAUGAAUGAAGAACUGAAACGAGCCAGAAAGGCCUUUGAUGAAGCAAACUAUGGAUCUUGA